Messenger RNA from Ilex paraguariensis (yerba mate), 1051 nucleotides. The record is from the annotation of a GenBank genome assembly. Lineage: Eukaryota; Viridiplantae; Streptophyta; Magnoliopsida; Aquifoliales; Aquifoliaceae.
CGUCUUUAACAUCUGUCUCUCUCUCUCUUGAUUCAGUUCAGAACCUCUUGAAAGAGAAUGGCGAUCUCAGUAGAUAAUCUAUUGAAAGAACGAAAAUACCCAUUCAUCUUCUCUCUCUUCAUCUUACUCGUCUUCUUCACAUUCCUUCUCUUAACCAACUCUCAAUACUCCAUUUUCACUGCCGAUCUCUCUAAGACCCAAUCAAAACCAAUACCUUCUUCUUCUUCUUCUUCUUCUUCUCCGCAUUCAAAUCCAACCCAUCCGAUCUCAAAUGCUAGCCCAAAUACACCGUCUCAGCAACACGACGGCGUGGCGUCCAAUUUCAGUACUGUUGAACCAAGUGAUGUGGAAUUGCUGGAUUGGAAGGUCUGUGAGGGUUCUGUGGCGGCUGAUUAUAUACCAUGUCUUGAUAAUUUCAAGGCUAUAAAGGCGUUGCGCUCAAGGAGACACAUGGAGCACAGAGAGCGGCAUUGUCCAAAGCCGAGUAGUCCGCGGUGUUUGAUUCCGCUUCCCAGAGGGUAUAGGGUUCGAGUUCCAUGGCCUAAAAGCAGGGACAUGAUCUGGUAUGAUAAUGUCCCUCAUCCAAAGCUUGUUGAAUACAAAAAGGAACAAAAUUGGGUACGCAAGUCUGGUGAUUAUCUUGUUUUCCCUGGAGGUGGUACUCAAUUUAAGGAUGGAGUUACUCACUACAUUGACUUUAUAGAGAAGAACUUGCCAACAAUCGAAUGGGGAAAGCACACGAGGGUUAUUUUAGAUGUCGGUUGUGGUGUUGCUAGCUUUGGUGGCUACUUACUUGACAAAAAUGUUAUCACCAUGUCAUUUGCCCCAAAGGAUGAACACGAGGCUCAGAUACAGUUUGCUCUUGAGCGGGGAAUUCCUGCUACUCUUUCGGUUAUUGGAACUCAAAGGCUGACAUUUCCAGAUAAUGCAUAUGAUUUAAUUCACUGUGCACGAUGCAGGGUCCACUGGGAUGCAGAUGGUGUGCUGUGACCGUUUACACUUUGUCAAUGUGAUUGGUCUAGAGUCCUUAUAAUGCCAUUCAUUGUAGGUG